AUGAUCAUUAAGCCGGCACUCACAAUCACCUUCGAAGAGGAGGAGCUUCCCAUUAGCUCAUCCCAUUUUGACGUGUCUUCUGGCUUAAAAUCACGAAAUCAGUCUGCAAUUAAUGAUGAUAAAAGUGUUAGUGUGGCUACAGGUGGACUUGCCGUCAACCAAGAAAAAUUCAGGCUGUCGUCUGUGUUAAAGAGUAGCUUGAAUGAGAAGGAAGUGGAUGAAUUGAGAGAAAUUUUCAGGCUCGUUGAUCAGGAUGGUGGAGGAACGAUAUCAAAGGAUGAAUUACAAAUUCUGAUGAAAACACUCGGAAUUCGUGCUUCAGCUGCAGAGCUAGACGCCAUGGUAGACGAAAUCGACAAGGAAAAGACUGGUGAAAUCGAUUUCCCAUCCUUUGUAUCAGCCAUGUCGCGAGAGGUACAGACAUCUGUUAGCGAAGAUGAGCUACGGAAGGCCUUCAAAUUAUUCGACCACCAUUUCGGAGGUAAACCUGGACAUAUAACAUACCCUCAACUUAUGUCCAUCUUGUGUCAUUAUGGCGGGAAAUCACGGUUUAGUAACGAUGAUGCUGCUUACAUUCUCUCACAGAUCUUGCCAUCAUUAAGCCAAACAGGCUCACUAGAAUACAAUGGCUUUAUCGAAAUCUACAAGGAAGCAUGGGAAAACGCGUCUGCCACGUCAACAGCCAAUGUGAAGAAGUGA
Synchytrium microbalum is the source of this 699-nucleotide messenger RNA. RefSeq lists its product as uncharacterized. Gene Ontology annotation, cellular component: cytoplasm. The transcript is spliced from 6 exons. Lineage: Eukaryota; Fungi; Chytridiomycota; Chytridiomycetes; Synchytriales; Synchytriaceae. Gene Ontology annotation, molecular function: calcium ion binding. The record is from RefSeq and is a predicted model, not a curated record. The coding region runs from base 1 to 699 and encodes 232 amino acids.